AACCCAUUUAUUAGACCGCGAGGAUCCAACCUCGUACACAAUACGUCGAAUAACCGAAGAGUGUACUCGUGUUUAACUACAGGUCUAAGUGUUAGUCAUAAACAGGUUCGCUUGCCAAUUUGUAAACCAACGUGUGUCGCAUAGACGCAAUUGUGCCGGCAAAAUGAGGAGUAUUGUAUUGAUCAGUGCAUUCUGUUGUCAAUUGGUUUGGUGCUACGGAUUGCCCGGAGCUCAACAAGUAGGAGCAUUUGCGUACCAGGAUUCUGCUGGACAUAGGUACGGUGGCACAUACGGUCUUAAAGACGGCAAAAUUGUUGAGGCAGAAGGAAACUUCCCGCCAAACUUCCAAGUGAACAACUUUCAUGAGUGGGACUACUUCGCCCCCGAGUACUUUAAGAAUUUAGAGAACUUGUUGCAAGAGACGUUCAAUUCAAAUUUAGAACACCAGCGGCUAGCGCUGAACGCGGCUAAAAAGGCAUUCGACUUGACGUCGAAUCAGGCUGCUUUCAUACCCAAUUUUAACUACAGGUUCCCAGGAUUCAUGGAAUUCCCGGAUUUCGGAGCUUUUCCAGGGCCGUCAGCGUUCCCGACGCCGCAUUUUAAUAAUGGAAACGACUACAGCGCGUUCGCCAGCGCUGCUGCUAUUCCCGGAGUUAAUCGCCAAGUAGCCGCAAUUAAUCCGGAAAAUCCGGCCGUGCCCAAUGUAGAUACGGUAAACCGGUAUGCAGACUCACGAUCUGCACCUGGUGCUGGAAACUUCAUGAGUGUCUCUUCCUCUUCGUAUUCUUCAUCAUCCAACGUGAAUGGAGAAGUCAAGAACAGCCGAGGAGCCGAGACCGUUGUCAACGACAAUGGCCGCGUCACCAGAUACAAAGUUCAGAGCUAAACGCAUUUGCAUCGUCUCAUGUAUUGAUAACCGACAUAUGUAUUAAUUUUCAGCUGUAUUAACAAACAAAAUGUUUAUCGAAACAGUACAAUAUAAUCUUCUGUAAUAUGUUAUUGGCGAUUUAUUUACAUAAAAAUAUAUAAAACUGUAUU
Manduca sexta (tobacco hornworm) is the source of this 1038-nucleotide messenger RNA. RefSeq lists its product as uncharacterized. Lineage: Eukaryota; Metazoa; Arthropoda; Insecta; Lepidoptera; Sphingidae. The record is from RefSeq and is a predicted model, not a curated record. The transcript is spliced from 4 exons. Bases 164 to 886 code for a protein of 240 amino acids.